This is a messenger RNA of Cajanus cajan (pigeon pea), 1935 nucleotides long. Its product is annotated as alpha/beta-Hydrolases superfamily protein. Gene Ontology annotation, cellular component: chloroplast envelope. The record is from RefSeq and is a predicted model, not a curated record. NCBI's taxonomy places the organism in Eukaryota, Viridiplantae, Streptophyta, Magnoliopsida, Fabales, Fabaceae.
UGUACUCUUGUUUAGUUAUUUCUGUGCUGGUACUUGUAUUCUAUCUGUUGGCACCAAAAACACAAAGCUUAAGCUGCGUUGAAUUUCGAGAGAAGGUGAUAGAAGUUGAAGCGAUUUGGGUGAGAUGAUGAGGGUAGGGUUGUUUUGUGGGGAACUGGGUUUUCUUACCCCUCCUGCUCCUACUCAUACUCUUUAUUUAUCCCAUCGCUGCAAUAACUCUACACUUUCAUAUAUUCAUAAACAUCCUUCUCCUCUAAUGUUUCCUAACUCUGCUUCUCAUCACAAUAAUCGAUUCGUUGCUUCUGCUUCUUCAGCUCCAUCAGUUUCCGGUUCAGGUGCUCAAUAUUCCGAGCAGUUGUUGGAUGCUGGAGCAAAAAAGAAUAAGGGGGUAUCUGGCAUGGAUCAGGAGGAGUUAGUGGAUCCAAAGCUUUUAGCUGAUCUAGACAGUUGUUUUUGUGAGUUCAAAGGAGUGCAUAUACACCACAAGAUAUGUGAUGCUGAAUCCCAAGCAGAAAGCAUGUUCCAGAGUCGGUCUGUUUCAAAUCAAAUCAAGAAGCUUGGUUAUCCUAUGAUUCUGUUACAUGGGUUUGGAGCCUCCGUUUUCUCAUGGAAACAAGUUAUGAAGCCUUUGGCAGGGGUUACUGGUUCAAAAGUUCUUGCUUUUGAUAGGCCAGCCUUUGGAUUGACAUCAAGGGUAAAUUUAUCUAGGCCUCUUUCUUCAGAAAUGGAAGACACAAAACCUCUAAAUGCAUACUCAAUGGCAUUUUCCGUGCUUGCUACCUUGCACUUUAUUCAAUUGUUAAAUGCUGAGAAGGCAAUUUUAGUGGGGCACUCAGCUGGUUCACUUGUAGCAGUUAAUGCAUAUUUUGAAGCUCCUGAACGUGUUGCUGCUCUGAUCCUAGUUGCCCCAGCAAUUUUUGCCCCACUUUCUACACCAAAAUCUGUUAAAGAAAAUCAAUCAAGACAUGAUAGCCGAAAAAAAGAAGACAACAGUUCCAUCAGAAAAAAUCCAAUUUUGGCAAUUUACAAGGUGUUGUCCAAGAUUACCAAGUACAUUGCAGAGGCAAUAACAGGGGCUAUAAAGCGGAUGAUAGAUAUCUUCAACUUUUUCUAUAGGAAAUUGUUAUCAGCUAUCCUGCGUUCUUCCCUUGCUAUAAUGCUGGUAAGAAUGGUAAUUAUUAAGUUUGGUACUGCUGCAGUUCGAAACGCAUGGUACAACCCAAAGCAGGUCUCUGAGCAUGUCCUUAGUGGUUAUACAAAGCCUUUAAGGACUAAGGAUUGGGAUCGGGCACUGGUGGAAUACACUGCAGCAAUGCUUCUGGACGAGGAAUAUAAAACAAAGCCAUCACUAUCUAAACGACUUCAUGAAAUAUCUUGUCCUGUUCUGAUGGUAACUGGUGAUACUGACCGACUAGUCCCUUCAUGGAAUGCCGAGAGACUUUCACGAGUCAUACCAGGAGCAUCAUUUGAAGUAAUUAAGCAAUGUGGCCAUCUUCCCCAUGAAGAAAAAGUGGAGGAGUUCAUUUCAAUUGUUGAAAACUUCCUAAGGAAAUUAGUUACUGAUUCAAGCGAACAAUAUCUACAACGAGCAAAUUGAAUUUUCCUACAUCAAGCUUCCCCAUUUUACUGCCUAGAGAAGAUUCAUAUAAUACAGGCAGAAGCUAAUGCAGCUUGAUCAGACGGAAAAAGAUUCACUAGAGGCAUAUUGAUACUCGUUAAAUUCAUCAAGCUCGAUGGUCUUUAUCUAGCAAUUGGAAAAAUUCUUAUAAACAAUAAUGUAUAACUCAGUCUUACAUUAUUAUAUAUUUAUAUUGCUCGAAUGAUCUGUAUCAUCACUGCCCAUUGAACCUAGCAUAGUUGUCUCUUGGAUGUAAAAGGACUUAUAAUUCAACAAGUGAUCUCUAAUUUAUAUAUUUGAUUUUGGGAUGUGGAUAA